Caenorhabditis elegans is the source of this 947-nucleotide messenger RNA. It is a transcript of the gene col-118, whose product is annotated as Nematode cuticle collagen N-terminal domain-containing protein. Lineage: Eukaryota; Metazoa; Nematoda; Chromadorea; Rhabditida; Rhabditidae. The coding region runs from base 3 to 896 and encodes 297 amino acids. Gene Ontology annotation, molecular function: structural constituent of cuticle. The record is from RefSeq and is marked reviewed. The transcript has 4 exons.
AGAUGAUGAAGCUGGUAGUGUCGGGAUUUGCCGCCUUGUCCGGUUUUGCUAUUCUGGCAUUAACCAUAUUUGUGCCUCAAAUUUACUGGGAAAUGAGUGAUCUUCAAGAUCAAGUUGUCGGUGUUGUGGAGAGUUUUAAGGUAGAAACCGACUCGCUUUGGAUCGACCUAAUGGACGUCCAAAUCAGACAUACAGCUCCAUCCCGUCCUCUUGAAAAUCCUCUUUUGAGAAGGGACAAAAGGUUCACUAAGCUUCCGGAUUGGUGUCAAUGUGAUUCUGCUCCACAGUGUCCACCUGGACCACCAGGACCACAAGGAGCUCCAGGAGCACCAGGAACUCCUGGAGAAAAUGGACCACGUGGAAUGGAUAAUCCACACUCCCUCGGCAGUACAUCUUGUGAUCAACAAUCCAUUGGAUGUGUCCAAUGUCCACGUGGACCACCAGGACCACCAGGAGAUGUCGGAUCAGUUGGACAAAGAGGACCAGAUGGCGCAUCAGGUGCUCCUGGAGCAGCAUCUCAAAUUCACGGAAAACCGGGACUACCAGGACCACCAGGAGAUGCAGGAGCACCUGGAGCACCGGGACAAGACGGAGCGCCAGGACAUCCAGGAGCCGAUGGUCAACGUCAAAGAGGGCAGCCAGGGCCACCAGGACCACCAGGACGUCCAGGAAAAGUUGGAAUCAAUGGAGAGCCUGGACAAAAAGGAAUUGAUGGGGAAAAUGGAAGUGAAGGAAUUCCAGGUGUUCCAGGACCACGCGGAGCUCCCGGACAACCAGGAACAAUUGGAGUUCCAGGAGGCCCAGGAAUUCCAGGUCGUGACGGCCAAUACUGUCCAUGUCCACCACGUUCAUUCAUCUUGGCAGCCAACAGUCGUCGUCUCCGUUCAAAUGUAUAACUUGUUGAAGAGAAUUGUUUUCAGUUCCAAUAAACUUCCAAUAAGCAUUUU